Molecule: messenger RNA, 9025 nt
Organism: Mercenaria mercenaria
Lineage: Eukaryota; Metazoa; Mollusca; Bivalvia; Venerida; Veneridae
Product: nuclear receptor coactivator 7-like
Exons: 19
Coding region: 198-3434 (1078 amino acids)
Biological process (GO): response to oxidative stress
Cellular component (GO): nucleus
Source: RefSeq, a predicted model, not a curated record
UUACCGCCCCUAACGGAAAUGGUCAAUUGACAAGAAAGUGGGGAGUAAAGGAAUUGAUUUAAAGAAAAAAAAAGCAUAGCGUUGUAUUGAACGAAUUAACAGACUCCGAAACAUUGCAGAUUGCGUCAGAGAUCAGAGAAAGUGAUGCUUUUGAAAGAACUGAGUUCAAGGUCACUUGUCGAAGUUGAGGGUGAAAAAUGAGCAAGAAAGGCACACUCACCUCUAGAACAUUAGACAAACUAGGGUUUGGUUCAUUCAGAUUUCGAGGAAACACGCAGCCUGCACAUGCUGAUGAGCUUGACCUUAAAACAGCAGACAACAAUGGCCAGACAUCUGUGAACACAAUCACUGGUGGAGAAUUAGAUAUACCAGUGGAGUUAGUGAGUCGAUACUCUACAGAGAAUUUAGAGUCGCUAGUCAAUAAACAUCACAAAAAGACUCUUAGGGAGAAAAUAUGGGGUUCAAGACCUGAAGAACCUGCAGUAAAUCAAUCAAAGUCUGUGUUUUAUGUUGAUGAAGCUCCAGUCAUGGUUACCACAGCAACAGAAGAAGACACCAAUGAAACAACAACAGCAGUGCAGGAGAAAAAGAAGAAACAACAACCAGAGGGGACACUGGAAUACACGGUACAAGACCGGGACACUUUAGAGAAGAUAGCUGCUCACUAUGACACCACCCCGUCAGAACUGAAGAAACUGAAUAAGCUUAUAUCUGCCAUGAUAUUUGCUGGACAGGUACUUUACAUCCCUGAUAAAAAUUAUGUUCCAAGAAAAUCCACAUCGUCAGUUUCUUCUGAAGAUUCCAGUUCCCAGCAUCAGGUGGAUUCAGUGUUUGGGAGUCCACAAGAUAAGCCUAAAAUGGAUGUGCCCCUGGUCAGAUCGGGUAACAAUUCGCCGUCCAAAGUCCCGGGACAUGUUGAACGACAGCCAUCCACCUCGCCUACAGCAUUCGACUUUGAAGUUGUCACUCCACAUAAACUCUCAGAGGAUGAGGUACAACAGUUAGACCAGGACUGUAUGGAGAGGUUCAUAAAACUCAAAGUCAAACAUAUUACAGAUGGACAGAUUUAUAAGACACAUCCAAAGAAGGGAGUUGUAAAAGGAACGCUGCUGGUGACCCCAAAUGCUGUAAUGUUUGACCCAGAUGUCUCAGAUCCAUUAGUUCUAGAGCACGGUGCCGAGAAGUAUGGCAUGAUAGCACCUAUGGACAUGAUAAUCAGCGCAGCCAUGUACCAUGACAUUGCCGCCAUGAAAUUACGAGGAAAGAGACAGGAAGAUGGAUCAAGUUAUCCUAAACCAGAGGUAUAUCAUGACAAAGCUUGUCCAAUGGCAAAAGAGAUACUCUUGUCUUCACAAAAGACAGACCAAUCCAAACACAUUUCCUCAUCCCUCUCAGAAAACCUGAAAAACAUUCUUAGAAACCCUCUCAAUAAGUCAGAAAGUGUCUGCUCUUGUGGAAAAGGUGUUACUAAUGACAGAUUAGAGUCAGUUUCUGGUGAUGAGGCUGACUCUACUAAACUUAAUGAAGAAAUGAAUAAAGGGAGACAAGAUGAAGUACAUGCUAAUGAUGAUUCUAAAGUAACUGAUGAUAGAAUUAGUGAUAAAACAAAUGACAAUGUGUUCAGUGAAGGUAAUGGUGAUACAGACACUGUAGAUAAUGGAGGUGAUGAAGCAGGUAGUGGAAAUGGAACAAGAGUGAAAUCUAGUCCAAGACUUGAUGGUAGAGGUCAGAAAAAGUUAUCUGUGUCUUUUUCUCUACCGGAAACUGACACAGUGUCUCCAGGUAAGGAGAAGAUUUCUCCAGGGCUGGAAACUUUGCUGGAUUUAGAAGAUACUGAUAAAACAAAGACUGAUGAAGUAAAAGAAACUGUUAAUACUGGAGAUGAACAUACAGAUAAUAAAGCACAGGAAAAUAGUAAAACUCAGUCGGAAAAUGAAAAUGGAGAUAAAGAAACAAGAAUAGGAAAUAUUGUUUAUCUCCCUGUUGAAGAGGAUGCCAAUGGGGAGGUAACUGUGCAGUCAGUGGAGAAAACUGCAAAUACACUGUCAAAACUGAGCGUGGAUGAAUUUUCCCAAAUUUCUAAGUCAGAUACUGAUCUUGUUGAUAGUGGUUUGAAUGUUGAGAACAAAGAGGUUGAAAAAACAAGAUCAGCUUCAACCAGUUCUUUGGGGCCUUUCAGCCCAACUCCUCAUCUGAGUGCUUUUGUAAACUAUGCAACUGGCUUCUUCCAGAGACAUGCUUCAGACAGUAGUAUCAAAGACAUAAAGGAUGUGCUUAUUGAUUCAUUAUCAGACUUAAAAAUGCCGGAGUCCAAAAUUGACUCUAAAGAACCUAAAAAUGAAACACACUAUGACGUUCCCACUGUGUCUGCAGCUCCAACAGGAAAAAGACGUGGUAAAAUGAGUCGUCAUGGAGAUCAGGCGCCAUCUAGUAAUGUGGCAGUAGAAAGUGCCGUUACAAUGGAUGAAAAACCAGACUUACUGACAAUGGAUUAUGACAAGUUUGCUCCACGUAAAUCCCAGUCGUAUCCGGACCCACCUCUAUACUUGUGCCUCCGCCUCGGCACCCCACAGAACAAGAACGUCUUCCAUAAUUACACCAUAGAGUCAUAUGGCAAGAGAAGGAAGAGGUCAGAAUACUGGUUCUCAAUUCCAAGAGAAAAAGUUGAUCAUCUGUAUGCAUUUUUUGUACAAUGGACGCCAGAAAUUUAUGGGGAUGAGGAGGAGAUAACUCCGGAGAAACGGGGGUUUGUUGUCAUCGAGGACGAUGACAGUGAGGACUUGGAGAUGUUAGAUGAACAUUUUGGGCCUAAUUCUGCCUUCCAGAAAGACUGGGAGUUGGUUAACACAGAUGAGAUUAUAAGUCAAAGUGAGGCAAUCAAGAGACGUUCUAUUGUGUUCGAGGAGCCCAUGCCUCUGCCGGAACUAAUAGGGGAAUCAACAAUAUUUGGAGAAUAUCAUAUCAGUGAGCUGUGCCAGGUGAUGCCAGGGAGAACAGUGGGUUAUCCAUGGACUCUGAUAUACAGUACAGACAAGCACGGCUUCUCACUGAAGACAUUGUACAGAGAUAUGCUGGGAUUGGAGAGUCCUAUACUGAUUGCUGUGAAAGACACUAGUGACAAUGUAUUCGGAGCUAUGACAUCAUGCCAGUUGAAGUACAGUGACAGUUUCUAUGGUACAGGGGAGACAUUCUUAUUUACAUUUUACCCAGAAUUCAAAGUGUUCAACUGGACGGGAGAAAACAACUUUUUUAUCAAAGGAAACCAAGAAAGCUUAAGCAUCGGAGCUGGCCAAGGUGUAUUUGGACUAUGGUUUGACGAAGAUCUGUAUCAUGGGAGAACAAACAAGUGCGAAACAUUUGAUAACGAUAUACUCACAUGUUCUGAAGACUUUGUUGUUAAAGGCGUUGAGGCCUGGGCGUUCAUUUGGGACUGAAAUGUGAUAUUUAACCCUGUUUGGACCUCCUUCCUUCAGCUGGCAGUGAAGAUAUUGUGCAAACACGCAUACAGCAAUACUUUUGGAAAGCUUGAAAUUUUGCCAAGUUUAGCUCCCGAGAGGUUACUCUGUAAAGAAAGGGUCAAGGUUUACAGAAAGUUUCGGUCUUUGUAGAAAGGUGUGAAUGUUAACUGAAAUGGUGUAGCUAAACCUUUCAAAAGAAGACAUAUGACAGACAUUAGCUCUAUCUGACAUUGGUCAACUUAUCACUAAGUUGUUUUGAUACAUUAUUCUUUUGUGACAUAGGUCUUUUGCAUGACCUCAUUGUUUGGACGUUAUAUUGAAAUGUGACUGCCUUGUAAUGAAACCAUUAUGGAAUAUUAAGUUCAGAGACAGACGUGUUACAUUCCAAGUUAAUUUUUACCUGGAAGAGAUCAUAUCUAAUAGAUUGUAACAGGAAUAUAUUACUCUUAUUAUCAGGAUUCUUAAUAUAGAUAAUAAUUUCAGACAUGGGGCGCCCCAUGUGGUUCUGGGACAUUCUGUGUAUGAAAAGACUUGGAACCACUGCCUUACCCUUGCAUGAUCGUAAGAGGCGAAUAAUAGGAUCUUAACACUUGGUUUUGCUGUAACUCUGUGAUUCCAGCAGGUAUGCAAAUUUGAUUCCAUACCUCAUGUUUUUAUUUCGAUGUAAAUGAAAUGUGAAACCAAAAUUUGUAGUCCUGUUUGGCGCUAUAUAGCCUAUACUGUGUUGGUGCACUGUAAAACCCAAAUAAAUAAAAAAAAUAAAUCAGACAUGGGGCAAAAUUUUACCUUGAUCGAGUUUAUUGCUGGAAGCCAUGUGAUAUGGCACAAAGUUGGUAAAUUUGGUCAAAACUAUUGAAAAGACACAAAAUAGAAAGGACAAUUGUUUGUUGUACAUGUAAGAUCUGACUGUUUCACUCCUGGAAUACCAAGGUGUUCAGUGAAAGGUUUUUCAGUGUUCUGUUAGACAUAAGUUUAAACAUUUUGUCAAGAUAAAAUACUUGUAGCUAGUUAAAAUUUGCAUAAAUUGUCUAGGGGCUGCAAGGCCCUGGACUUCGCAUUUGUGAUAUUUGAAUUGAGGUCAUUAUGGUAGUUAAGGCCAGGCCUCGUGUUCACAAAAUGUUUUUCGGUCUUGGCGGAGUUUGAGUUUGAAAUUUUAAUAUCAAUUUUACUGAAACUUCCAGGUUGAAUUCCAACUGAGACUGAUACAACCAUCAAUACUGAAUAUCCACUUGAAAAUAGUUAUUAACUUAAAAUUGAGUUUUAAACAUGAUAUUUUGAUAUAAAUGACAAAUUUUAAUAUAUUUUCAUUAUCAAACUCAGCUGAGACUGAAAAUGUUUUGUGAACAUGAGGCCAAAGCUUCUAAAACUAUGCACUAUGGGACAAGAUGCAUAUUUUCGCUACGGUUCAAUCUUCUUCAAUGCAUCUUUGACUGGAAAUGAGGCAGUAUUGCAAAGAUAAGGGGAUAUUAUAUUAUUCUGUCUCAAAAAUGAGGAAGAUUUACUUUGCAAAUGACAUUAGACUGAUAUAAGCUUGUGACCAUUGAAGCACCUCCAUGGUAUAAGCAGAAUGCUAUAAAUUUUUGACAAAAUAUCAGAUUUGAAUUAUGUUUUCACUUCUCAUUUAUGAAAGAUAAUGUUAUAGUUAUACUGAAUAUUAAAUGUAUGUGUUAAGUAAUAGUUGAAAGUUAAGGUCUCCAAAUUGGAAACCCUGAUGGUAAAUUUUGUUGAUGCUGGAACACUGAAUGUCUAUAAGGGGAGAUAACUAGAAAAAUGUACAAGUAAUCUGAUAUGUUAGAAGUUACCUACCUUAGUAUUAAAUGUAAAUUUAGGUCUAGAAAAUAUAUUGUUGUAGCCAAGUUUUGAGCUAGUAUAGUGAUAAAAUGAUUAGUAACAGCUAAACUUCAACAACUGAUUAGGGAUUGAUAAAGGCUUUGUCUUAUUAAUUGAUCAAGACCUGAACUCAUUAUUUGAUAAGACCCUUUUUUCCUUCAUUGAUUUAGGGCCUGAAUUCAUUAAUUGAUUAAGGACAGAAUACAUGGUUUGUUUGUCUUAAUUCAACAGUUUUACAGUUUUAGUCGUAGAUUUUACACAUACGAAAUUGAGAUGUCAAAUUUUUUGAUGAAUUUCAGUUUAUGAGGUAGCUGAUGUUUUGAUUGCACUGUCAGACAAUUUUUCUAACAGCUACAGAACACCAUACAAUAUUUUCAGUAUCUUGAAUGUGAAGUUUGAUACCUACCAUUUUAAAGUCUUAAAAGAGUCAGGCUGUGUAUGUUGACAAAUACCGACCUAGUUAAAAUAGAAUUAAUAUAUAGAAUGUAAUGUAUCACUUGUACGUAUUUUCUAGAUAGAAGGAUAAAUUAAGAUCAUAUACAAUUGAAAAUCCGUAUCUCAGAUUCCAGAGGAAUAAGUGUUUUAUUUGGAGAGAUCUGUAAUUUGAAAUUUUUAGGAUGGGACUUAUUAUAGACUAAGUUAAUGUGUUCAAGAUAGCUGGAAAAUUAUGUUAAGUGAGUUUAUGAUAUGAGUUGCAGCUGUAGUUGUAAAAAAUAUUACUGUGUUAUUGAUGGUAGUUUAAGACCCAGACAAUAAUUUGGGGCAACAACUAUGGAAAGAGAAUUAUGGUGCUUGGGUUUGUUUGUCUAGUCAGGCCAUACUACCAUGCAUUUAUGUUGUGUUGGAGAAUUGAUAGGCUUAAAAAUAAAUAUAUUAAAAUCAAUUAAUUUUUAAGGCAUCAAAUUUCAUGGUUUAUGACAGAAUUGAUGUUUCAAUUUUGACCUUAAAGCAUAAAAUUAUUUAGAAUGAGACUUUUUUGUAGGGAUUUGGCUUUGUGAAAAUCCAUGAAAAUUAGUCCCCCGCAAAUAUUUAUCAUUUAACAGUAGCCCCCUGCAUGGCUUAGUAAGAAGAGCAAAACUGGUCUUUAGUCUGUGAGUUUUAUCCUCGGACGACCGAAAUAUUCUCUCUGAUGAUUUAAUGUCGUCUUUCACCUUGUGUUCAGAGGCAGGUCAGUUGACCUUUGUUACUCGACUAAAUUAUUGUUGAAAGGUGUUGCUUAACUGGUAUGAAACACGUACAUAUAGAUGCGAGAAGAUAACUGCGACAGUGGAAGGUCAUUUUGUACACUUAAGAUUUUCUGAUAAAAUUUUUGAUGUCUUCUUUCUGAGAUUUAUUUAUGCUUACAGUGGCAUUUUGUGCGUUGCUCAUUUGUAAGUUUGCAAGAAAUACAUUGAUUGUUUAUUGAUAGAUAAACAUGAAAACUUUCCUUUUUUUUUUCAUCUGGCGUGGUAGUGUUUUAUUACUUUGCUUUCAAAUUGCAUUUUGGUUUAGUAUAUUAUAGUCUACUAUUCAAAUAAAUUAGUUUUCCUGAUCUCUCAUUUACCAUAAUCAUUUUAUUGACCUCAGAGGCACAUGUUUUACCCUAUGUAGCCCAUGAAAUGUGUGACUGUUAGUUAGACAUAAGACUACCACUGUUUAAACAGUUACUUAGUUCUUGAGAAGAUUUCUUAAGUAUGCAGCAUUAAUUAAAUAUGAAAGAAAAAAACAUUAAAUAUGUGAAAAGAUUAAAACAUAAUUUGUUUUAGCUUUAUGGUAGUGAAAGCUUCCAGCUUAUAUGAAGGCAUAUUUGAAAAACACAAGUCCUAUUCUUGGAAUCACCACUUUAAUUUUUGUUGGAGGAGAGUGCAAGAUAGAGAAGUCACUCCGAUAUCAGAAGCUUCUCUGGUUCUUGAGAGUACCACAGGUAAAGCACCCAUACAUGGAACUGUUAUCCCAAAGUCAUUUUAGUAAAGAGGAAUGAGGUCUCAUACUUAAGAUCCCUGGUUUGGUAGUGAGUGGUACCACUGGACCAAAGUCAGCUGUAAGAAUCACCAGUACUGGCUCUAAGGUUAUCUAAGCAAGUUGGGAGACCAGUCUCAGAAUGCAGCCUUCUCAUUGGUCAAUUCCAAAUUUGUGCUCAGAAUUGACCAAUCAGAUGCUUUUUAUUUUUUUUUGGUUUUGAGACUGGCCUUCAAAUUCAAGUCUUCUACCUUGGUCCUUGAGUGUCAUAUGCAAUGAGAUUGUGAACAGAUGUCUGGGUUGAGCUGCAAACGCCUAAUUUAACCAUUAGACCACCGCAUUCCUUAAGUUCAUUAUUCUUCGCUUUAUAUCUAUAUUGCUAUAUACUCUUAAAAGAGGGUUGUUUGUUAUUGUACAGAGUUCUUGCAUAUUAUUGUUUAAAUGUGAUUAUUUAAUUGUGAUAAUUUUCCAAUAUUUGUUAAGUUUAAAUGUAAAUAUGUUUUGUUUUGUUCAGAUUUAAAUGUCCCUACUAUUAAAUUAUUUAAUCAAGUUAAAUAGAUUCAUUCAUCAACUUAGUGCAAGUUGGUAAUUUUUACCAAAUUGAAUAUCAGUUUUCCAUAUUUUUUACCUAAAUCUAUUUCUAAACUUAUAGAAAAAAAAUGGUUCCUUUUGAAUGUAUUUGAAAAACAAUAUUUUGGACAUCUGUUAGCUCACUGUAUUUAUCUGAAGUAGUAUUGGUGUUAAGGUAGUGGGUCCAUACCGACUACUGGCAAAUUAAGCAUUCUUCGUUUGCAGUGUCGGCAUUCUUAGAUUUUUUAUGCCCCCGAAGGGAGGCAUAUUAGUUUUCAACUGUCCGUCCGUUCGUUCGUUUGUUCGUCACAAUGUUAAUUUUUUGCAUGAAGGCACUUUACUUGCGAACCACUGCACCCAGGACCUUCAAACUUUACAUGCUGAUAGCACUUAUUGAGUACAGACCCCUAUUGACUUUGGGGUCACCAGGUCAAAGGUCAAGGUCACAGGGGCCAAUGUUAACUUUUUGCAUGAAGGCACUUUACUCGCGAACCACUGCACCCAAGACCUUCAAACUUUACAUGCCGAUAGUACUUAUUGAGUACACGACCCCUACUGACUUUGGGGUCACCAGGUCAAAGGUCAAGGUUACAGGGGCCAAUGUUAACAUUUUGCAUGAAGACUUGACUCGCGAACCACUGCACCCAGGACCUUCAAACUUCACGUGCUGAUAGUACUUACUGAGUAAACGACCCCUACUUUGGGGUCACCAGGUCAAAGGUCACAGGGGCCAAUGUUAACUUUUUGAAUGAAGGCACUUAAUGAGUGAACCACUGCACACAGGACCUUCAAACUUCACAUGCUAAUAGUACUUAUUGAAUACGCGGCCCAUAUUGACUUUGGGGUCACCAGGUCAAAGGUCAAGGUCACCAGGUUAAAGGUCAAGGCGCUGCAGGGGCAUUUGUCACCAUUAGUGACAGCUCUUGUUUCCAGAAAAUUACGCCAGUGUUUACUGUUCAGCUACAAUUAUAUCUGAAGAAUGCCAAAAAUGCAUAACAAAGAAUACAAAAUAGUUACACGCAUAUUGCCCAGUAUCACUGUGGGUCUGCUACCGUACCUGAAGUUCUCUGUCAAACUGGAUCCAAUGUAGAAUGAAUGUUAGCUAUGUGUUAAGUGUACAUACAAUGUUGUACAAACUGUAUUGUAAUAGGGUUUUUUGUACACUAUAAAAUUGACCUUUGUAUAGAAAUGUAAAUUUAUGGAUAAACACAAUUAAAAUUGAAAGCACA